Messenger RNA from Marchantia polymorpha subsp. ruderalis, 5305 nucleotides. Lineage: Eukaryota; Viridiplantae; Streptophyta; Marchantiopsida; Marchantiales; Marchantiaceae. The record is from the annotation of a GenBank genome assembly.
UGGGGCGGGGUCAUGGAGUGGUGCAGGGGAGCUGUGGCGGCCAUGGACAUGGACCUCGGGAGUCGCUCGGCCUUCCGAGCCAGCGCGUCGGUUUCGGUACAAAGAUGCGCGAUCGUGACGGGAGCUCUUCAGUUCCCCGAGCUGCGGUCCUUCCCAGUCCAGUCCUGCGCUGGGACUCGGUCGCCAUCGCUCAUUCUUUAGUCCUAAUCGCUCGAAGAAUCGGAUGCCCGCCUCGACGAGUCGGCUGAGUUUCACUUCCCUCCGGAUCGAGACGAGUCCGGACUCGGGCUCUCGCAGUCGCUGCGUCCUAUUCCAGAGCAGUAUCAGGAUCGUUUACGGGCGCCGCAACUGUGCUGAAGAAAAGCGCAGCACAUGCAAAAUCGCCACUGCCGAGCGUCGUUGGUGAGCUUCCCAUCGCAGCAGCAGCAGCAACAGCAGCCUUCUUGCCUGCGUGCCUGCCCAGAGCGCGUGCGUGGCUGGUGCAAAUCAAAAAAAUUAUAAAUCUCUAAAGCUUGUCACGCAGGACGCGCGUGCGUGAGCUAUUACGGGCUCCGAAAGGUCAGAUCACAGCAUCAUUCGUGAGAUCAGACGACUGAUUGUUCGAAGGUCCGGUCUGUGGGAGUAUACAGCCCAUAGACAGAGAGCUUUGGCGCUAACUUCCGAAAGUUAGUGUUAGUUAGAGCGGGCGCUGAACCUGGCUUGAUGCUCGAGGCGAGCUCUACUGCUUCGGUUCGCUCGAACUCGGGAGAUAUUUUCAUUUUUAUACCGUACAUAGCUUCUCAUGUUUGUCCCAUGACCUCUCGCAGCCUGCGCCGACUCGAUGCAGUCACUGCUCGUUCAGUGCGCAGCCUCGUGAAGGGAAAUUCUGAAUAGGUUUCCCGGGAAGAGAAAAUAUGUGUAGAGGACUGAGAAAGAGAGAUCCAAUUAUCGACGCGAAGGUCUGGUGAGACGAGAGUUCCGAAUCUGCUGAGGGUGUCGGGGUCUUUGAACCCGAGGCGAGGCGGCAUGAGGAUUAUGAAGAUGAGAUUAACCACCAGCACGCGGACGGACGAUGUCGGUGGUACCAGCUCGUGAUGCUGUGUCGACCUGAGACGCCGACUGACAUGAACAAGUUCCUGGGAAAGGGCACAUGAAUUGAGGCACGAGACAGUGAGAGCAAGCAGAAGACAGUGAGUUAGAGAGACGUGGAUUUAAUCAGCCGACCGAACCUAGGACGAGAAAUUUCCAGAGCUUUUUCCUCGAGCUUCCGCUUCUGCGAACUAGGGGACGGAGGAUCGACAUUGUUUGUUUGUUAUUAGCUUGUGAGAGAAAUUGGUGAGUGUAUACCGUAGUGGUUUUGCAUAGCGUAGCUGUAUCAUAGUGAAGAGCUUGUGUGUGUGCGUGUGUGUGCGUUUUGGAGGGCUCGACUGACCAUGACGGCUGGUGAGUCGGGUCGGGACACUCCCUCGAUGUUUCCUUUCGCUGUGAAGAUGCCAUUGGCGAUUUUGAUCAGCUUCUUGCUGCUCGUGGGAAUCUGGUUCACGGCGCCGUCCGCUCUUCCUCCACCUCGACUGACCCCUUCACAGCUGGAGGCCUUCUUGAGUACCCCUGUUCAGCUGGAAGCUCACAAGGCAGACAAUGCGCCGCCGCAGAAGUCUGUUUCUAUCAAUGGUACAUCAGGUCCAAGACAAGAAUCUAACGAAACUGCGCUUCUGGAGGCUGAAGAUCCAACUUUGAUCGGAGAGGUCGACGGAGGUAGGGAAAAUUCUGAAAUCCUCGGACAGGAUCAGAGUCCAGCAGACUCUGACAGUUUUAAUAACACCGACACCGGUCCAGCGCAAGGAUUGAACAAAUCUGCGCUUCUGCAGGCAGAAGCUCCGUUCCUGAACGAAGAAUUCGACAAUACUACGGAAGACUCUGAUUUCUCUGGGCUGGAUCAGGAGCCUAUCACUCCGAUUGCAGCUCGGCGUCCCGGAAGCAGCAAUUACAGCUACGGACCUUCACCCUACAGUGACCCUCCGCAGCCCCCGACGACCGAUGUCGAGGAAAGCCCCUUCACCGACCUCUCUGCAGUCCCUGCAGGUCAAGCUGAUGCUUUUUACGAGGCUUCAAUUCAGUCCCCAACUCCAACUCCGACUCCAUCUCCGACUCCAGCUCCUUCUCCGUCGUCAUCAUCAGAACUAGAGGGAAAGAGGUAUAUUGUCCCACUGCUGAGCAGCUUCGUGGGAACAGGAAACCAGCUCAUGGAAUACAAGUCCGCAGCAGUCGUUGCGAGGACCCUCAAUCGCACAUUGUGUUUGAUUCCCUUCUUCGGUGGCCCUCAGAGGCACUUUGGCUAUUUGGGGAGCAACCACUACGGACUGCACCUCGAGGACAGAUAUGACUUGCAAGAGCUAUUAAAAUUCGUGAAAAUUGAGAGCAUCGACGUGUGUAUAAAAGAAUGCAACGGGACCUUGGACAGAGUUUGGAAGUUGAGGACGAGCAGGUCGUCAGCCUGGCAAUACUGGUUUCCCAGAAUCCCCGAGGCGAUGGCGUUCUUCGAUCGGAGCUUCACGAAAUGGACGUCGCCGGGGGAGAUCGCUCGCAGCAUCGGGCCGCGGAACGACGAGCCCGAGGCGAAGUGCGUGGGAUUGGGAGGCGCGUUUCCGGGGUUGCGGUGGAGGGGCGCAAUGUGGGCGGCCGCCGCGUACAUGCGGCACUCGAAGACCAUCGUCGGCGUGUCGGACGUAUUUCAGGCCAAAGUGCUGGGCAACAAUUCAUACAUUUCAGUCCACUGGAGGUUCGAGGAGUCGAAUUGCAAUGGGCAUCCGCUCGGACUUUGCUUCACGAGAUGUAACGACGGUGCUGUUAUCGGAGGAGGUCUCAAGUCUCCCAGGUUCAUGGAAUUGCCGACGGUGAUGGAGAACCUUCGGGCUGGAAGCGCAUUCCACGGAGCUGGUUUGACGAAAGAAGACGUCUCGGCAGCGAUUUUCGAUAAAGCUGUCGAGCAGAAUGUGCAACACGUUUACCUGUCGACCGAUGGCUGGCUUCGAGGAACCGUCAGCAUUGAGAACGUCCGAUGGGUGGUGGAAGAUCUUCGGGCGAGAGGGAUGACGGUGGCAGGACUGUGGGAGAUACAGGGGCUGCCCAAUUUCGAGGACGGAAGCUUCGUGUUUCCGAAUGUGAUGCCGGCUUUGUUCGGCCUCGACAAGGGCCAGACCAAAGUGAGCAACCACAUGAUUGCACUAGUGGAGCAGGAAAUCUGCGGCCGCUCUCUUGUGUUCCUCGGAAGCGGCCAAUCCUCUUGGAGUCUUGCCGUCUUCGAAGCACGGAGAAGCGCCAGGCGUCGCUCGGAUUUGGAGGAGCAGCUGCGGGCGAAUUACAGUGGGUCGGGGAGAGGGCCACUGUCAGAGGAGGAGCACACCGCGGCCGUGGUGGCGAGUCUGUACUCGGACAAGCACACAGCAGGCCCCGCGUGCAGGGGGAGUCCUUUUGCGCCGCCCGAGACGGUCGAGGACGAGGCCCCGGACGGAUGGCUGGACUUCGAGGCCUGCGAGAAGAGAAUCGAUCUCGGGGGGCGAUGCGUGCGGCUCGUGGGCGGGAUCACGAUCUAGCAUCCAUCCAUCCUAUCGAUCGAUCUGUCAAUCUGUCUAUUAAAUGUAUCACCAGGCCAGGCCGUCCGUCAUCAACCAACAUGCACACACGCUCAGAACGACGCCGGGCCGGCCACCCACACUCCUCGGAGAGCGAACGAGCUAGAUGAACCCAAAAUUACCGACCGUCCUUAUCGACGACUCAUGAUGAGCAGCCGACUUUCUCCAUGGAAGACUCCCCCUCACAAUCAGAUCCGGCUCUUUCUCGAGUCUGGACCCAACGAAAGCAGAAGCUAGAUAGACAACACAUGCAAUUCUUCGCGUGGAUGGCACGGCCUCGCCUCAUCUCGCCGAUUCGAUGGCACUCGAUUACAUGAAUGAAUAGAAAGCACCAGACAGUAGACUGAUUCUUAAUGAAGAACGAGCCUAACCCAACCCAACCCAUUCUAACCUAACCCAACCAGACGCGACCCUAGAGUUAAGUAGAGACUUAGAGUAAAAUCGCAACAUCUCGAAUCGGGUGGGUCAAAAAGCACUCCUCAGGGUUACAUCCGGCUCCGGACCCGGACUCGAGAUAAAAUUUGGAUCGGUUGGAAAUUGGUCGCGAGACCGACCGGCUUACCGACGGACCGGAUGACCGGAUGACCGGCAGUACCGUAGAGAGUUCGAGACUGUAUGUAUGUAGUUUAGGCAGGACGAUUCAUUCUUUGGAGUUCCGCUGGGCAUUCCAAUUCUGUCGCUGGAAUGCCCGGCCGAAUGCCGCAGUCACUGCUCUGACUGAUGCCCGGCGCUGAAAAGUAUGUAUUCCUUCGAUUUUAACACUCAAAGCUGCUGGACCUGAAAGAAAGAGUCGGACAGGGGUCCUCCUUGCGUGCCCAAGUUUGCAGUCUCGAAAGUCUGUCUGAACGUGGAGCGUUGCCGUCGUCUGGGGCACGUAGCGUGCACUGCACACUGUCGUCAUGCGUGCCGGUCUCCGAAUCCAUGGACUUGGAGGAGUCUCCAUCUUUCCCAAAGCGUACUCUCCUCUCUGGAAAGCUUUAUUAUUAAAACAUCGAUACCCGGUUCUCAGUGUCUUAGAUUCUUCAUUAUAGUCGUCAUCCUACUCAUCGAACUCAUGGCACUACGACUUCCCUCGGUUCCAGUUUGAAUUUCCCGCAGCUGACGAGAAUUCGCCUUCUGAGGUUGAACGCGUGGGACCCUGGCAAUGAAGAAAGCCAGCGAUUUGACUUUCUCUUCAUGGCUUACAGGUUUCUUCAUCAUCGGUCCUAUGUGUUCGAGGACAAGCUCUGUUCCGACUUUGGGCCACGUGCCUCUCUCUGAUCCCUUGGUCCGGGCACAGCAAAGAUCUCCUAUUCAUCUGCAGGACCUAGCACCCAGCCACAUUAUUAUAUCUGCAGAGAAUCUCGAGAAUUGUCGUUCUUUGCCCCUAUAUCGGUUAGUCGUCCCUGGAUCUCGCGGUAAAAGCUUCUCCGAUCUUUUCUCCAGGACUGCUCAUCGUUUCCUCCGGCUCAUUCUUCAGCACUCUUACCUCUAGCACACGUGCCUGGACUAUAAUCAAAGCAUGUGCUCUGUUUCUGUAGGUGGGUCUUUCACAGUGAGCUUUUCUCUGUGCCCCAUCCUGCCCGUCCCCAGUUUCGAGGAGAGUGGGGCCUCGCAAGUUCUGCACCUCCUCUGGCCAUGCGGCGAAUUACAAUCAAGUCCAUGUUAAUCCAACAGUCUGUGAUGUAUUACCUCUUGAUCCUUGUGGUGUAUCA